Oenanthe melanoleuca is the source of this 1907-nucleotide messenger RNA. Its product is annotated as TOG array regulator of axonemal microtubules protein 2-like. Gene Ontology annotation, molecular function: microtubule binding. Lineage: Eukaryota; Metazoa; Chordata; Aves; Passeriformes; Muscicapidae. Gene Ontology annotation, biological process: microtubule cytoskeleton organization. The transcript is spliced from 9 exons. The record is from RefSeq and is a predicted model, not a curated record. Gene Ontology annotation, cellular component: cilium; cytoplasmic microtubule. The coding region runs from base 1 to 1329 and encodes 442 amino acids.
AUGACUGGUGACCAACCUCCGGUCAAAGGUGUCCUGCUGCGGCUAUUGACACUCUGGGAGAGUUUUUUUGCCACCUUGAAGCAGGACAUGGACUCUGAGGUGGAUGAGGUGGUUCGGGUCCUUCUCCGCAUGCUGCGUAAUUGCCCAGAGUUUGUUGAGAAAGCAGCCAGUCAGACCCUGGGCAUCAUGGUGGAGAAUGUGACUCCUGCACGAGCAAUAGCUGCUCUCCUGGACAGUGGAGUCAAGGCCCGCCACGUCCAGGUGCGGAAGUGUGCGGCCGAGCUGCUGCUGUCCUUGCUGGAGAGAAUUGGAGUCACGGAGCUCGCAGGCACAGCCGGGGCUGGGAGCCUGGUGCACGCGGCAGGGACGCUGGCUCAGGACCGUCACCAGGACACAAGGCAUUAUGGACAGGACAUGGUGAAGAUGUUGCUCAAUCACCCAGAAGGUAAAAUGCUUUUGGAGCGAUCCGUUCCCGCCCGUCACCUGGAAGAUAUUCUGAAAAGAAUGAAGAAGAGAGUAACCUCUGUGAAGAAGAGGAGCGAUGGCUCGAAGCAGCCCCAGGCCACAUUGCCUUCUAGUCAAAGGGUGAAGUCGACCUGUGAUGGACGCCUCCUGCAGCGUCCAAAAGCCCAGGUGACGUUACCUCCAGCCAGGGAUGAAACGGAGACGCUCCAGAAGCUUUACGAUCUCCUGGAAGCCAAGGGGUUUGAGACACGGAUGGAAGGAGUGGCACUCCUCCUAGACGUGUGCAAAACCAGCCCCAAGCUCGUCGCCACUAACAUUGUCCAAAUUUUUCAUCAUUUUGACCUGAGAAUAUUUGACACUCACAAGCGAGUGAAGCAGAUGGCGCUGGACGUGCUGGCAGAAAUCAUAGCCAUCCUGGAAGAUGCCUUGUACCCAGUGAUGGUCCUUUUGGUGGAAGGAAUACUAAAGAACCUGAACUCAAAGGACCCUGGGGUUCAUGCUGCAGCUGUGAACGCCCUGGAAGAAUCCAUUGCUCAUUUAGAUAAAGUAUCACUGAUGAAAGAGUUCAGCCACCAAUGGAGUCAACUGAGUGGGCAAGCUCUGCUGGAUGUCACAGAGCGUAUCACAGAGCUGGUGGAAGAGGUUCAUGCCAGGAGCCCUGAAGUCGUCCAGCGCUGCGCCCUGCCCGUGCUCUGGUCCUUGCUGGAGAACAAGGCGCUGCCUGUGCGAAGCGCCAAUGUCCGCACGGUGCUCACCAGGCUCGCCUCUGCCCUCUACGAGGUGAUGGGCACCAAGCUGAGGAAGUGUGCUGCCAGCCAGCCCCCACACGUGCGGGAAAAACUCUCCAGCAUUUUGGGCUGCUGAAGGCUUGGUGUUCUCCAGCCAGCUGACCAAGGGCUCAGAUGGACACCACCGGAUCUGACAUUAUAGCUGUGCCAAAAAUGACAAAAUACUGAGGAAGGGUGUGCAUCUGCCCCUGCUCUCUCCACUGCCCUUCCUAGUCACGGCAUGCUCAGGGGGCCUGAAGCAACUCCAGACUGAGGACAAGGGGAAGGGCCAGCAGGGCUCAGCCUCACACAGAGGUAAGGUGGGAGCUGGGCCGCUCUCUGGCAGGAGGAAGGGUCUUGUGCCAGCCUGGAGAGCCUGUGCCCAUUGCCAGGGAACAGUUCUGCCCUGCAGGUGCCCCUGCCAUGAGCUGUGCUGCUCCCAGUGCCCCGUGGAGCUGUAGGGCUGCUCAGCUGUGGGGCAGGGAGAGGAGCAGGAGGCUGCAUGUGCAGCUGAGCCAUUGCUGGAAAGCACAGGGCUCUGGGCUCCUGCUGUCCCAGGGCAGCCCAGAGGCCAGGCUGCUCCCCUGGGAGCUCUGUGCAAGUGGGUCAGGGUGUGGCCCUGGCCUGCCUCAAGGGGCUGCUGGCAGGAGCAUGUUUCCCUGUGCAGAUGUUUAG